This is a messenger RNA of Pristis pectinata (smalltooth sawfish), 3548 nucleotides long. RefSeq names its product BMP binding endothelial regulator (gene bmper). The transcript has 15 exons. The coding region runs from base 795 to 2816 and encodes 673 amino acids. NCBI's taxonomy places the organism in Eukaryota, Metazoa, Chordata, Chondrichthyes, Rhinopristiformes, Pristidae. The record is from RefSeq and is a predicted model, not a curated record. Gene Ontology annotation, molecular function: protein binding.
CCGUUUCACUGGACGUUUCACGGUGACAGUUUAGGUGUAAUCGGUUCACUAUUGCCUGUGAGUUUCACUGAGGUAGUUUAUCUGCAACUUUUACAUUCACUGUAAGCUUCACUGCUACUUCCUCUCAAACUUCACAUUUCACUGCAAGAGGUUCCACUGCAAAUUUCUCUACAACACUUUAAAUGCAACAAUUUCAUUGCAACAAAAAUGUAAGUGCAUCAUUUUCACUCGGAUGUCUCACAUCGAUAUUCCAUCGGCGUUCUCAAGUAGAACUAUCUCUCUGGUAGUCUGUGUUGAGACUCCACAGGCUUCUGUUAUUAAUGCUCCCUCAAUCGUGUUCCCGGGAUACAGGUAGGAUGCGGAUAAACCUUAAAACCAACCAAUGUACAGAGUGGAGAUCUCGUGGAGCUGGGGAGCAGCAGUCAGCGUUUGUGUGUGUUUGUCGGUGGGGGUGGGGUCGCUGGAUCCGUACAGAGGGGGAGCACGUGUCCGGUGGGGUGUUGAAGUCCGCAGUAAUGGGGCUGUAGGUGGAUCCACUUAAUGUUUGCUCUGUUACAGCGAUCAGCUCAGUGCAUCGGGCGGGAGGCUGCGAAGCGCACGGAUUGUGAGAGCCCGGUGCCCGGGGAGUGAGGCGGGGAGCGGGAUGAGCAGCUCGCUGUCACGGCGAUGACUUGCUCGGGCUGCCUCUGCCUUCUGCUCCUGGCUGUGGGAGACGCUGACAAACGCUGUAUCUCGCCGGCUCUCUGCCCACACCUGAACCAGGGAUCCCGGCGCCGGAGUGACAUCGUGUGAGGAUGCGGCUCGCUGCCGCCCGCUGGCCUCGCCUCCGCGGCCGUCUGCUGCUCUGCUUCGCCUUGGUUCUCCUGUCCCAGCUCGCCGUCUCCCCGUCUCUGCUGACAGGUUCCGUGGCCGGCUGUGAGGAGGAAGGAGCGGUGAUAGAGAUCCCGCUGAUCACAGACAACCCCUGCAUCUCCUGUCGGUGUCUGAACAAAGAGGUGCGAUGUACCAGAGAGAAGUGUCCUGCACUGCCCAAACACUGUGCCCUCGUCAUCAAACAGACUGGAGCCUGCUGUGAAAAGUGUAAAGAGUGUGUGUUGGACGGGAAGGUGUACAACAGCUCUGAACACUGGCUCGUCCCUUCCAAACCCUGCUUGUCCCGGACCUGUCAGGAAGGUGUUGUUACUGAGUCAGAGGUUCUGUGUGUGAUCCACUGCAAACACCCCAUCCAGUCACAGCACAGUUGCUGCCCAGUGUGUCCGGGCUGUGAGUUUGGUGGACAUCACUACCGGGAAGGGGAACAUUUCUAUCCAGAUGGCGACCGUUGUAUCAAAUGUUCCUGCACGGCUGGUGCGCUGCAGUGUGUCCGUGAACUCUGUCCCGUCCUCUCCUGCCCACGUCACCUCAGCCGAGUGCCGACUGGGAAAUGUUGCCCCAGAUGUUUUGGUCAGAGACGAGUGUUUGACCUGAGAGCCAGGAGCUGCUUGUUUCACAGUAAGGUCUACGAGCACGGAGCCUCGAUUGCCUACGAUAACUGCACCUCGUGUGUGUGCAGGGAUUCCAGUGUGAUCUGCAGGAAGCAAUGUUCUCCCCCUGGGUCGUGCUGGGAUCGGGAGCAGUGCUGUGAGGAAUGUCUGUCCUACAUUUCCGCUGAGGAGUUCAAGGUUUGUCGAGUUGGAAACAGGGUCUACAAGGAUGGAGAGAUGUGGUCAGCAGUUAACUGCUCGCUCUGUGUCUGUAAGAAGGGAGUGACGGAAUGUCGGAGGAAGGAGUGUCCCCCAGUCAAGAGUUGUCCGAUGGGAAAGACCAUCAACAGGAAUGGGUGCUGUGCAAUCUGUACCGAAAAGCCCGGGGUCUGUACAGUGUUCGGGGACCCCCAUUACAACACCUUUGAUGGACGGGCCUUUAACUUCCAAGGGACGUGCCAGUAUGUGCUGGUGAAGGACUGCUCACGUGCCGCCAGCUUCCAGGUGCUGGUGGAGAACGAUGCUCGGCGGACACAGGCCUACUCAUGGACCAAGUCCAUCGAGGUGGUGCUGAGCACGGGGACCAUCAGCCUACUUCAGCACCUGACCGUGAAGAAGGACGGGGUGAAGAUCGCACUGCCCCACCAUGACCCCCACUUCUCCAUCCAGCUGGAGGGGUACCUGCUGAAAGUAACGACAGCGGCAGGUAUCGAGAUCUCAUGGGACGGAGACAGUUUUGUUGAGGUUAUGGCAGCUCCUUCACUGAAGGGCAAACUCUGCGGUCUGUGUGGGAACUACAACGCUCACAAACGGGACGACCUGAUUGGCGGAGACGGCAGUUUCAAGUUUGACGUGGAUGCCUUUGCCGAGUCGUGGCGUGUGGAGAGGAACAAAGUGUGUAAACAGGCCCAGCGAAGGCUCUGGCCUCACGUCUGUUCCGGGACCGUGAAGGUCAAGUUCCGGGCUCACCGGGAGUGUCAGAGACUCAAAUCCUGGCCCUUCAAGAACUGUCACUCCAAGGUUGAUUAUGUCUUGUUCUACAGAUCCUGUGUCACCGACAUGUGUGAGUGCCCAAUUCACAAGAAUUGUUACUGUGAGUCUCUGAUCGCCUACACACGGGCCUGUCAGAGGGAGGGUGUGCGUGUGCACUGGAAGCCAGAGAUGAGCUGCCUGGCGACUCAGUGUAAGCACGGCGCAGUGUACAACACAUGUGGACCAGGCUGCCCCAAGACCUGUGAGAACUGGAAUGAAAUUGGCCCUUGCAAUAAGCCAUGCGUGGCAGGCUGCCACUGCCCUGCUAACCUGGUGCUUCACAGAGGACGGUGCAUCGAGCCAGCCUUGUGUCCCCGGUGACUGGCCCAGGGAUCCACGACAUGAAUGAGGUAAUCAGAAAGCAGGUCUGGGGUGGUUGAAUCACCCACUGCAUCUCCAACAUGGACAAGAAGGAAACAAAGGAGCAUGCUGUUAUCUGGAAUGAGCACACGGAGAGCGCGCCAUUGGACAGAAUAUAUGAAAAAUGUGCCGAGUAUAUAAACAGACUAAAUCCUUAAAUUAAUAUAAAGACAAACCAGUCAAACAAAAUCAUUUAUUUUACUAUUCUACACAUUUCAAUACUUUUAAAAACACAUUGCACCUGUUUCUGUGAGUGUGCUGAAGAGUUCGCUGUUUGAACAGUGAGUGGAUGAAGGGAUGGACUCAGCAGGCUCUCCAGUGUCACCCUUUCCCUUGUCUGCAGGACAAGUUGUUCAACUUCCUCUCCUCGGCCAAGGCAGAAAGGAGCCAGCCUUGGGCCAACUGAAAUGGUUCUCUUGUAAUGUUCCAGGUGGAGACAUGACCAGGAAGUGAGACAUGGAAUAUCAGCUACCCCAGUGUCAUCAACCCCACAGAAUGGCUGCACCUCUGGACCAGGAUUGCUCCCUGACCAGCACCCUUGGGUAUUUCAGAACAAAUAGAUCAACCUUUGCAACUCCACUCAGUCGAUAACAUUCAGCAUCAAACCGAAAGUUGAUGAGGUUGCCUUCACACGCACCAGGAUGACAGCUAUUGUGUUUUAUUCCUUUACACUGGCCUCUGUGCUACUCCUGG